AUGAAUAUCUUGGUUACUGGUGCUACUGGAAAUUUCGGAAGAGAUGUAUUUGACAUCAUUGCCAAAAGAGGUAUCAAUCAUUCAAAUAUCUCUGCUUUGGUAAGAGAUGAAGCCAAAGGACAACAAUUCACCUCCAGAGGUUUCGGAAUUAAAAUCGGUGACUACAAUAACUAUGAAUCUUUGGUCACCGCAUUUACUGGUGUGGACAAACUUUUAUUUGUCUCUAGUAAUGACGUUGAGAAGAGAGCGAUUCAACACCAAGAUGUGUGCAGAGCUGCCAAGGCUGCCGGUGUGAAAUAUAUGGUCUACACCAGCUUCGUCAGAAAGACAGAAGAUGGAAGCUCACCGGUUGCUUUUAUCGAAAAGGCACACUCUCAAACCGAGCAAUUCCUCAGAGAAUCGGGAAUCAAUCAUACCAUCUUGGUCAAUGGUCUGUACACUGACAUGCUCACAGAGUACUUCAUCGGCCCAAAGGUUCUAGAUAUGGGAAUGAUUUUCUAUCCAACAGGUGAAGGUCUUGCCAACUACAUCUCCCGAAAAGAAUUGGCAGAGGUUGCUGUAAACGUUGUCUUGGAUACCACUGACCAACAUUUGAACAAGGAUUACAGACUGUACAAUACCGAUCAAUGUACUAUGGCAGACAUUGCGAGAUAUCUUAGUGAGUCCUUUGGUAAGAACAUUGCUCACAUCUCACCAGACGAAGCGACCUUUGUUGCCCAAUUGGAAAAGAUUGGUCUUCCAGCACCAUUAAUCCAAGUAUCCUAUGCCUUUGCCUGUGCCAUCAGAGUAGGUGAGUUCCAAUCAAAUACAUCCGAUAUCACCCAACUUUUAGGUAGAACUCCAACCACCAUCAGAGAUUUCAUUGUAAACUAUUACAAGAAUUUGGCAUAA
Messenger RNA from Heterostelium album PN500, 891 nucleotides. Its product is annotated as SDR family oxidoreductase. The transcript has a single exon. The coding region runs from base 1 to 891 and encodes 296 amino acids. NCBI's taxonomy places the organism in Eukaryota, Evosea, Eumycetozoa, Acytosteliales, Acytosteliaceae. The record is from RefSeq and is a predicted model, not a curated record.